AUGAAAAGUGUUUCGGAUACAUUGAAAAACGCACGGCUCACGAUAUCGGCGCUGACGGCGGAGGACAGCGGCGUGUACGGCUGCCACGCGCACAACGCCUACAGCUCGCACUCCUCGCAGGUCCAGAUCUCCGUGCAAGGCAUCUUCAUCCCGUCGCACUGCACGGACAACCCGUUCUUCGCGGACUGCAAGCUGAUCGUGCGCAGCAAGUUCUGCAACCACCAGUACUACUCCCGACGCUCGGCUUACGAUAUCGGCGCUGACGGCGGAGGACAGCGGCGUGUACGGCUGCCACGCGCACAACGCCUACAGCUCGCACUCCUCGCAGGUCCAGAUCUCCGUGCAAGGCAUCUUCAUCCCGUCGCACUGCACGGACAACCCGUUCUUCGCCGACUGCAAGCUCAUCGUGCGCAGCAAGUUCUGCAACCACCAGUACUACUCCCGGUUCUGCUGCGCGUCGUGCGUGCAGGCCGGCCAGCUCAGCGCGCUCGAGGUGGGCCAGCAGGCCGACCAGGCCUGGAAGCGCAAGAAGUAGCCGGCCCGCGCCACACCACACAUAUUACUCCAACCAAAAUUAGUUUAAACCUCUCGACACUCCCAGUUUCACACCCGUAUUCACAAACGAUGCUUGAAGCUUGCGUGAAGCAGCAAAUCAAACGCACAGCGUUUAAUAGAGCUGUGUGAUUGGUUUGUAGUUUUGUACGUCAUCCUAUGCGUCAUAGUAAUGUUUGUGAAUACGGGCGUCAGUCUCGAUGUAAUUGCAUGUGCCAUAAACUGAAUGUUAGCAUUGACUGUGUUAAAUGUCUGUUGUCCUGUUUUAGAACAUUUCCUAUUUACAAACUAUUGAUUUUAUGGCGUAGGUAACUGUUUUAUGUUGUUCGUCGACAGCUGUAAGUGUACCAAGAGUUUAAUGUAGAUAGUGAUAAUGGAAAUGUAAAUAAAUACGUUUAAUGACACAAAGUUCCAUCUGUGAUGGGAUAUAUAAAACUUUUAAGUUUAACUCGAAUUCUUAGUAGUCAUGGAUAUAGAAGAUAAAUUAUUUAUUUCAUAAGAUGUUUAGAUGCAAUGCGUAGGUCGUUAGUGAUAAGCUGAAGUCAACGAUAGACGAUUGGAGCAUGAAUUUAUGAAGUCAUAAUAAUUGUUUAAGUGAAUUUUAUAUUGUGACAGUGUAAAUAGCGAACAAUAAAGUGGUAUUAAUUAAAAACGUGUUUUCUUAUUACUAUUACCCGUUUAUUAGAAAAUGGAAUAAAUAGUAGAUGUUAAAACAUCUCAUUACACUAACACUACUCGUAGGUACAAUAUGGAUAUUCAAUGAUCAGAAGCUCAUUUAUGCUCUUACAUUACUGAGUAUACGAUAUUAACAUGGGUAAUUAAGUAUAGAAAAAAAAAGAUUAUAAAUGCGAUAACAUAAAUUUUUAUUUACAUUCCGAAAUUCACAGUCAAAUAUAACAAGAAACUUCCUACAUCAACUUACCUGUCAAUGAAAGUACAAUGAGAUAGUCCCCACGGCCCACUGAUGAUUUUUAUAUACAUUCACAUACACAUGACGUAAUUUCGUGCGCUGACCCCGCUGCGAGUGCAUGUAGCACCGAAUCAUUAACUAAAUCAUUUUAUUGUCAGUCCAUUUACAUAAUAAAAUCAAAAGAAUCGUUAAAAGUGCGAAGGCUAGGCCUGUACAUAAACAUCUACCGAGUGCGGUACUCAUUUUACAAUUUCCUACUUCGGCUCGAUCGCGUCGCCUCGCUUGCGCAUACUCUUUGAGAGCAAAACGUCGAUACAUACACAUAAUACAAUUCUUAGUACAGAUAAAUUAAAACACGAUACAAGUUUAUAUACACCAAACUAUAUUGUAAUGUACACGCGCUACUCGGGCGCGGGCGGCUCUAGACCGGACAAGCCUCGGACGGCGUCGGGCGCUCGUCCGUACGCAUCCUGAAUAUCUUACAGGGCGCCGCGCGGGCCCAUCUUAGUAUCACAAUACGUGUUAAACUAAACGGAGGUCCCACUAAAUCCUAAGUAAAAGCCUACGAAAAAAACUAUAGAAAAGAAAUCCUCUGGUAGAAAGAAACACUCGUUA
This is a messenger RNA of Ostrinia furnacalis (Asian corn borer), 2077 nucleotides long. RefSeq lists its product as uncharacterized. Bases 1 to 684 code for a protein of 227 amino acids. The record is from RefSeq and is a predicted model, not a curated record. The transcript is spliced from 6 exons. NCBI's taxonomy places the organism in Eukaryota, Metazoa, Arthropoda, Insecta, Lepidoptera, Crambidae.